CAAGUCACCACUCGGUCUUUUGGCAAGGCCGUUGACGAAACUGGUCAAUGUCUCUUUUGUAAAAAAUGAGAAUUCUGUGUAUUUCAUGCCUGCUAUGGACUAUUCUUUUCACACGUCAAGUUAAAGAUUUAUCGUGCGGAAGGCCACCACGAGUGUCCAACGCUGAACCUCAGUACACAGCCACUAAUUUAAGUUCCAUUGUUACUUACAUUUGUAACGAGGGUUACACAUUGUCUGGGGCAGCAAAGAGAACUUGCCGGGCAAACGGCAGGUGGGACGGCGUGGGACCUAACUGCUUAAAAAUGUGCACUUUACCAAAAAUUCCAUUUUCUACAUACAUCACAAAUCCCGUAAAUUACAACCGAAUAUACAGGACUGGCGAGAGAAUUACUUUGGCCUGCAGAGACGGGUUUACAACGAAGCCAGGUGGAAAUCCUGUGCGGAUUUGCAUCAGCGGAUUGUGGACUCGAUUUCCGUUUCAGUGCGAAGGUAACCAUACUUGUAAAAGGACCAUUCGAGCCCCACGAACUAAAUGUACAGAGCAGUGCAUUCCUGAAAGUGGGUGCGGUUCAGAUAAGGAAAAGUGCCUCUGUGAUGGAAGUUGUGGGUUCAGUUGCGUGGAAAUAGGAAUGUCUUGUGGAAAUCCACCGUCAAUCAGCAAUGGCAACCUCGUUUACAAUGAAACGAGUUACAACUCUACGGCCCAUUACACCUGCAAUGAAGGAUACAGUUUGAAUACACCUCCAGUCAAGAGAUGCACUGCUAAGAAACGCUGGGAAGGCCUCACUCCUAGAUGCUUGGAAGACUGCAAACCGCCAGCUAUUCCUAGAAACGCAAAUAUUUCAAACCCGAAAAAGAAAUACCAUUCUGGUUAUAAAGUCACAUUUAAAUGUAAUGAAGGUUACAACCAAGAAGGAAUGGCGACACAAAUGUGUUUCCUUGGAAGUUGGACAGUGUUGCCUUUUAAAUGUACAGAGGGGGGAUGUGGAGACCCUGGCACACCCGAGAAUGGUCGGAAGCUGGGAGUCACAUAUUCUGUCAACAGCAGGGUCUAUUUUGAUUGCGACUUGGGCUAUGAACUAGAGGGGUCAGAAGAACGCAAGUGUCAACUAAAUGGAAGCUGGACAGGAAUUCAACCAGUGUGUAAAGUUGUAAACUGUGGCUUUCCGCCCCGACCAACGAAUGGAACAUUUAUUGGCAACGAAACAACUUUCAGAAGUGUACUAGAAUUCAAAUGCGAUGAAGGUUUUGAAUUGCAAGGCACUGUUAGAAGAAUGUGCACCUCGGACAAAAGUUGGGGUGGGAAGGCAGUGACAUGUACUGCUGUCGACUGUAGGAGCUUCGAUUCUCCCAAGAACGGCUCUUUGAUCGGAAAAGAAACCACGUACCCAAACCAUGUGGAGAUCAGGUGCGAUGAAGGAUUUGCCCUGCUCGGACCUAGCAGAAGAACAUGCCAAGCGAACGGAAAGUGGAGCGGAAAUAAAACAGAAUGUAAAGCGGUUGAUUGUGGUGCUUUAUUUGUUCCUGCGAAUGGUUCUUCCAUCGGCACUGAAACGACAUUUCCUAACAAGAUAAGAUUCAGUUGCCACCCUGGAUUCGAUCUGGAUGGGUCCUCUGUGAGGAUGUGCAUGCCUAACAAGACCUGGAGUGGCGAAAAGCCAGUUUGUAAAGCCGUGGACUGUAGAAAGCUCUCUCCUCCUAUGAACGGAUCAGUGAUAGGGGAAGAGACCACCUUCCCGAACGAAGUGGAAAUCAGCUGUGAUAAAGGUUUCAUUUUACGUGGAUCACGCCGCAGGAAAUGUGAAGCGGAUAGAAAAUGGAGCGGAGACACUACAAACUGUGAAGCCAUCAACUGCGGCAAGCCAAAACUGCCAGACCACGGUUCUGUCUCAGGAGUAUCUACAAGAUACCCUCACUCAAUAACAUUUACUUGCGAUAUCGGAUAUGAAAUCCAAGGGUCUGUUGUGAGAAAAUGCCAAGCCGAUGGGAAAUGGAGUGGAAAUAAAACUACCUGUAAACCUAUUGACUGUGGGCCGCUUCGGACGCCGAGCAAUGGUUCUAAGGCCGGCAAUAAAACAACUUUCCUAAAUACAGUCCAUUUCUUUUGCAAUGAGGGAUUUUUUCUGAAGGGAUCCUCGAAGAGAACUUGUGGGGCUGAUAAGCAAUGGAGUGGAGCUGAGACGUCCUGCAAAGCGGUUGACUGUGGUUCUUUAACUGUUCCUCAAAAUGGUAGCAAGCUUGGACAGGAGACAACAUAUCCUAAUUAUAUCAAAUUUAGCUGUGAUGAAGGGUUCAUCUUGUUGGGAUCAACAUUAAGGAGCUGUUUGGCAAAUGGCACUUGGAGUGGUAUGCAAACACUUUGCAAAGCGAAAGACUGUGGUCCACUUGCAUCGCCGUCAAAUGGAUCUUCCUUUGGACGCGACACUACCUUCCCAAAUGUCAUAUCAUUCUACUGCGAUGUGGGCUUCCUAAUGAUUGGGUCACAAACACGAAAAUGCCAGGUCAACGGCAAGUGGAGUGGCAACGAAACAACUUGUAGAGCUGUGGAAUGCGGUUCACUUGCGAUGCCAUUAAAUGGUUCUACGUAUGGCGAACUUACCACUUAUCCCAAUAAGGUGUACUUUAAUUGCGAUGAAGGAUUUGUCCUUGAAGGAUCCUCUGUAAGACUUUGCAUGGCAAAUGGAUCUUGGAGUGGAAAUGAGACUUACUGUGCAGCUAUUAACUGCGGUGAAUUAGCUGUUCCAGAAAAUGGAACGUUACGAGGAUCUGCCACUACCUUCCCGGGUAGAGUUGAUUUUUCUUGUUACGAGGGCUUUGUACUCGAGGGAUCUAAUUUCAGAACGUGCCAAGCCAAUGGAACAUGGAGUGGAGUGAACACAUCUUGCAGAGCUAAGGAUUGUGGGCAUCUCCCUUUUCCAACGAAUGGCUCAGUUUUUGGAAGUCAAACUACUUUUCCCAACAAGCUGGAAUUCUCAUGUGACAACGGCUUUGACCUGAUUGGGUCUACUGUCAGGAAGUGUGAAGCAAACGGGUUAUGGAGCGGACAACAACCAACUUGUCAAGCUGUUGAUUGCGGUUUAUUGCCUUUACUUCUGAAUGGCACGUAUCUGGGAAAUUUGACCACGUAUCCAAAUGAGGUGUUAUCGUUCUGCGACGAGGGAUUUUUGUUGAAAGGUUCUGCAAAACGAUUCUGCCAGGCGAACAGAACUUGGAGCGGAAUCCAAUCAACAUGUGUAGCAAUUGAUUGCGGAGCACUUAGUGUGCCAAUGAAUGGGAGUUUAAAGGGCACCAGGACAUAUUUUCCGAACGUAUUGCAGUUUUCUUGCGGUGCUGGCUUUAUCCUGGGCGGAUCCACGGAAAGACAGUGUUUAGCCGACGGUUCAUGGAGCGGAGAUGACACAUUUUGUAAAGCGGUUGACUGUGGUCCCUUGCCUGUUCUAAGAAAUGGAUCCUCUCACGGUGACAUGACCGUUUACCCCAACAGUGUCUGGUUUUCCUGUGACACUGGAUUUUUGCUUAGGGGAUCGUCGAGGAGAACAUGCCAGGCAAAUGGAACUUGGAGUGGCUCUUUGACCCAAUGCAAUCCUGUUAAUUGCGGACUAGUCGCAGCCCCCACAAAUGGCUCUAUGCGUGGAAAUUACACAACGUUUCCAAACAAACUGCUUUUUUACUGCGACGAUGGCUUUAUACUGAACGGAUCGUCCACGCGACGUUGUACGGAAACUGGGAUAUGGAGUGGUGAAGAAACAGUGUGCAUUGCCAAAGACUGCGGCUUCCUUAGGACUCCAAAGAAUGGGUCUAUGGUUGGAACUGAGACCACUUUUCCAAAUGCAGUCACGUUUAGUUGUGAUGAAGGUUUUUUAAUACAUGGUCCGAAAGAAAGGAAAUGCGAAAAGGACGGAACUUGGAGUGGAAACGAAACUAUAUGUACAGCCAUUGAUUGUGGACAGUUAAAGGCUCCUACAAACGGGUCAUUGCAUGGCGACCGUACAGUUUUUCCUGAAGGCCUACGAUUUAACUGUGAUAUUGGCUUUAUAAUGAGUGGAUCACCCGUUCGACAGUGCCAACCAAACGGUACAUGGAGUGGGACUGAAACCACUUGCAGUGCGAUCGAUUGCGGUAGGCUUCCAGUUCCACUAAAUGGCUCAGUUUACGGAGAUAAAACCACGUAUCCCAACGUUUUGCACUUUUUAUGUCACGAGGGGUUCGCUCAGCAUGGUUCUACUGAGAGAAGGUGUCGGUCGAAUGGAACUUGGAGUGGGACGAGUACUUUUUGCCAAGCAAAUGACUGCGGGCCUCCUUCGGUACCCAUCAAUGGCUCAUCUCUUGGAACUGAGACAACUUUUCCAAACAAGGUUACCUUUCGCUGCGACGAAGGUUUUAUUCUUGUUGGAUCAACUAUCCGUCAGUGCCAGGCAAAUGCUAGCUGGAGUGGGGUGGACACAUCAUGUGAAGCAAUUGACUGCGGCUUUCUGGAUGCACCUACGAAUGGGUCUCUAUCUGGCAAUCUCACUGUAUACCCAAACACAAAGUACUUUACUUGUGACCCUGGUUUUUUCUUGGCUGGCUCUUCAGAGAGAACUUGUCGAGCCAAUGGAACUUGGAGUGGAACUAACACUACCUGCACUGCCAUCGAUUGUGGAAGACUUUCCACUUUGAUGAAUGGUAGUGUGUAUGGCGAACAGACAAUAUAUCCGAAUGCUCUAAAAUUUGAAUGUGAUGAAGGAUUCACACUUCUGGGAUCAGCAGUCAGAAAAUGCCAGACUAAUGGAACAUGGAGUGGUGUCGAGCCUUUCUGUCAAGCAAAUGAUUGUGGAAGUCUAUCAGUUCCACUAAACGGAUCCCUGUUCGGGAAUGAGACAACUUUCCCAAAUGUUAUUACCUUCAGCUGCGACGAAGGUUUCAUAUUGAAGGGAUCGAAUGUCAGAAGGUGUCAAGCCAAUAAGACAUGGACUGGAGAAGCUACUUUUUGCGAUGGUGUCGAUUGUGGCCCACUUGACCCUCCAAUGAAUGGCUCUUUAUUUGGUAACCUCACAGUUUAUCCAAACAGCGUUCGGUUUGCUUGUGAUCCGGGUUUUAUUCUUAGUGGUUCCUCUGUGAGAACGUGUCAGUCGAAUGAUAUCUGGAGCGGAUCUGAAGCAAAGUGUAGUGCUAUCGAUUGUGGGUCAUUACCUGUUCCACAAAAUGGAAGUGUACUAGGCAAAACGACCGUAUACCCCAGCAUUCUGCAAUUCACAUGCGACGAAGGAUUUGCACUGCACGGAUCUAGUCACAGAAAGUGUCAAACAAAUGGAACAUGGAGUGGAAACAACUCUCUUUGCAAAGCGAAUGACUGUGGUCCUUUGUCAGUACCUAUGAACGGCACCUCAUUUGGAAAUCUAACAACUUUUCCUAACGAGAUCAGCUUUGCUUGUGAUGAAGGUUUCAUUUUACAUGGAUCUGCUUUAAGAAAUUGCCAAGCUAACAAGCUCUGGAGUGGAAAUGACACAUUUUGUGAAGCUGUUGAUUGCGGUUACUUAGAUGCGCCCAAGAAUGGCUCUUUGUCUGGCGACUUGACGAUGUUCCCAAAUAGUUUGGAAUUUCAGUGUGCCUCGGGGUUUAUUCUCAAAGGGUCCAACAUUAGAGAGUGCCAAGCGAACGGUACAUGGAGUGGAUUAAAGACUACGUGUCAUGCUAUUGAUUGUGGACAAAUACAAAUCCCUCAAAAUGGAAGCAUGAUUGGCAAAAACACGACCUAUCCCAACACGCUGCGGUUUUCUUGUGAUGCUGGGUUCACACUUGUCGGAGCCCCCGUUAGAAAGUGUCAAGCAAAUGGAACAUGGAGUGGAACCGACGCAUUAUGUCAAGCAAAUGACUGCGGAUCUUUGUCCGUUCCCUUGAAUGGCAGCCUAUCUGGUAAUCUGACUACUUAUCCCAACAAGGUCAGCUUUAGCUGCGAUGAGGGUUUCAUUCUGAGAGGGUCUGCAGUACGACAGUGUCAACUUAAUAAACAGUGGAGUGGAAAUGACUCAUUUUGUGAAGCUAAAGAUUGUGGAAUGCUCACUAUACCCACGAAUGGAUCGCUGGAAGGAUCACAGUCAACAUUUCCAAACAAAGCUAUUUUCGGAUGUGAUGAGGGCUUUAUCCUGAGAGGCUCCAGAGUUAGGGGAUGUCUAUCAAACGGCAAGUGGAGUGGAAACAAAACAUUCUGCGAAGCUAAAGAUUGUGGUGAGCUAAUGACUCCAACCAACGGCUCUUCAUUUGGUAACCUAACAACAUAUCCGCACGAAGUGAUAUUCAGUUGCGACGACGGUUUUAUUCUGCGAGGGUCGAGAACAAGGCAAUGCUUGUCAAGUGGAAACUGGAGUGGGAACACCACUAUCUGCGUCGCUAUCGAUUGUGGAGAGCUUAUGACUCCACAGAAUGGCAAAAUGUUUGGUGAAAUGACAACGUACCCAAAUAUCUUAAGGUUCGAUUGUGACGAAGGCUUCAUUUUGACCGGAUCAUCCAUGAGGAAAUGCGGAACGAAUGGUACUUGGAGUGGCAGUGAAACUAAGUGUCAAGCUAAAGAUUGUGGUCCCCUAGCCGUUCCAGUGAACGGCUCAUCUGUUGGCGAUCUGACAGUAUUUCCUCACAAGGUCGUCUUCAAUUGCGAUGAAGGAUUUCUCCUCAGCGGCUCUCAUGUCAGACAUUGCCAAGCUAAUGGAACUUGGAGUGGAAAUCAGACAUUCUGUCAAGCUGUCGACUGUGGCACUUUAUCUGUUCCUACGAACGGCUCCUCUCUUGGUGCAGCAACAGUUUACCCAAAUAGUCGGCGUUUUAUCUGUGAUCCUGGAUUCAUCCUAAACGGAUCCGCUGUGAGGACGUGUCAGCCAAAUGGAACAUGGAAUGGUUUUCCAACCACAUGUAGUGCUGUUGACUGUGGUCGGCCCCAGCCUUUGCGAAAUGGGAGCGUCAUUGGAGAAAACACUGUGUAUCCAAAUUUUCUCAUUUACGAUUGCGACGAAGGUUUUAUCCUUCGAGGCCCCGCUAAGAUAAAAUGCCAAACUAAUGGAACUUGGAGCCGAACUGACAGCUUUUGUGAAGCUAAGGAUUGCGGUAAUCUUUCAAAGCCAUUAAAUGGUUCCAUGACAGGUCAUGAAACAACUUUUCCUAACAAAGCUACUUUUGAUUGCGAUGAAGGAUUUAUUUUAAAUGGUUCAAGUGUCAGGCAUUGCCAGUCGAAUGGGUCUUGGAGUGGCACAGAGACCUCGUGCAUAGCUGUUGACUGUGGUUCUUUAUCUACACCCAUGAACGGUUCAUUUCAUGGUGUGUCUACAGUGUUUCCCAACAGUGUACAAUUUAGUUGUGACCCUGGAUUUAUUUUGAGUGGAUCAUCAGAGAGAACUUGUCGACCCAAUGGAACUUGGAGUGGGUUCACAACAGUAUGCACUGCGAAAGACUGUGGUCCUCUUACCGUCCCAACAAAUGGCUCCAGUAUUGGUUCUCUUACUACUUUUCCGAAUAAGAUUGACUUUAGUUGUGACAAAGGUUUUCUCCUGAGAGGCUCUCAGACGAGGCACUGUGAGAAAAAUGGAACAUGGAGUGGAAAUCGGACCUUUUGUCAAGCUGUUGAUUGUGGCUCCUUAUCUGUUCCUGUGAACGGCUCCUCUUCCGGUGACUCCACUGUAUUUCCUAAUAGUGUGCUUUUUUACUGUGAUAUGGGCUUCAUUCUCAGUGGAUCUAUUGUAAGGACAUGUCAGCCUAAUGCGACAUGGAGUGGUUCUCCAACUGCAUGUAGUGCCGUCGACUGCGGUUCUUUAUCUGUUCCCAUGAAUGGAUCUUCCUCUGGUAACUCAACGGUGUUCCCCAAUAGCGUAUACUUUCAAUGUGAUCCUGGUUUUCUUCUCAAUGGAUCUGUCAUAAGGACUUGCCAGGCAAAUGGGACAUGGAGUGGAUUUGAAGGCCUUUGCAGUGCUGUUGAUUGCGGCGAUCCUCAGCCUUUACAGAAUGGAAGUAUUGUUGGCAAAAAGACAGUCUAUCCAAAUGAUGUCAUUCACAGAUGUGAUGAAGGAUUCAUUCUGCAUGGUUCCUCGAGAAUUACAUGUCAGACAAAUGGAACGUGGAGCAAAACUUCAAGCUAUUGCGAAGCCAAAAACUGCGGUGCUCUGGAUAUUCCUACGAAUGGUUCAAUAACUGGAAACAAGACAACCUAUCCAAAUACAGUUCAUUUUAGCUGCGACGACGGAUUUAUCAUGAAGGGAUCCACUGCAAGACAGUGUCAAGCAGAUAGGACUUGGAGUGGUAAUGACACUUCUUGUGAAGCUGUCGAUUGUGGUCCUCUUUUGGUUCCCGUAAAUGGCUCUUCUUCUGGUAACUCCACAGUUUUUCCCAACAACAUAAUUUUCAAAUGUGAUCCUGGAUUCAAUAUGUAUGGAUCCCCCAUGAGGAUGUGUCAGGCUAAUGGGACUUGGAGUGGAAAAGCGGUCUCAUGUGCCGCGAAAGAUUGUGGUCUGCUUACAGUUCCGACGAACGGUUCGUCAACCGGCGAGCUGACAUUCUUUCCAAAUGAGAUCACCUUUAAUUGUGAUAAAGGUUUUCUUCUCAAAGGCUCUCCCAUCAGGCAAUGUCAAGCAAAUGGGAACUGGAGUGGAAAUCAGACCUUUUGUGAAGCUGUCGAUUGUGGUCCUUUAUCAAAUCCUAUGAACGGCUCCUCUUCUGGCGACUCCACAGUGUUCCCCAAUAGUGUGCAAUUCGACUGCGAUUCAGGGUUCGUUCUAAGUGGAUCCCACGAAAGGAAAUGCCUGGCGAAUGGGUCCUGGAGUGGUCUUCCGACUGUAUGUAGUGCCGUCAACUGUGGUCCUCUAUCCGUUCCGAAGAAUGGUUCCUCAUCUGGUAACUUUACAGUGUUUCCCAAUAAUGUAGUUUUUAGCUGUAAUCCUGGAUUCAUUCUCGAUGGUUCUGCCACGAGGAAGUGCCGGGCAAAUGGAACAUGGAGUGGAUUGCAAACCGUAUGUAAUGCUAUUGACUGUGGUAUGCCCCAGCCCUUACAGAAUGGCACUGUCAUUGGUGAAAAGACCGUGUAUCCCAAUUUUGUGACUCACGUUUGCGAUGAAGGAUUCAUUCUUCGUGGCCCUGCAAGAAUAAAGUGUCAGACGAAUGGGACCUGGAGCAAAAGCUCCAGCUUUUGUGAAGCCAAGGAUUGUGGUGCACUUCCUAUUCCUUUGAACGGCUCUGUGACAGGACAAAAAACUACUUUUCCCAACGAAGUUACUUUAAGCUGUGAUGAAGGUUUUAUUUUGAAUGGCUCAACAGUCAGGCAGUGUGAGGCUAAUGGGUCCUGGGGUGGAAUUCAAACAUCGUGCAAAGCUGUUGAUUGCGGUUCUUUGUCAGUUCCUAAGAAUGGAUCUUCCUUUGGCGACUCCACAGUCUUCUCAAAUAGUUUACUGUUUGCUUGCGAUCCCGGAUUUAUUCUUGAUGGAUCCCACAAGAGGACGUGUCAGGCAAAUGGGACGUGGGAUGGGCUUGAAACUGUCUGUACUGCAAAAGAUUGUGGUGCCUUGGAAAUCCUAUCGAAUGGUUCUUUACAUGGUGAUCUCACAACAUUUCCGAACAAGAUCGAUUUAAGCUGUGAUGAAGGAUUUCUUCUCAGAGGCUCGCAAACCAGGCAAUGUCAAUCAAAUGGAACUUGGAGCGGAGUUCAGACAUAUUGUGAAGCUGUUGAUUGUGGCCCCUUGUCUAUUCCGAUGAAUGGCUCCAUUUUUGGUAACUCCACUGUGUUCCCAAAUAAUGUGCAGUUUCGUUGCGAUUCUGGAUUUAUUCUUAAUGGUUCAGCUGUGAGAACGUGUCAGUCUAAUGGAAUUUGGAAUGGAAUUGAAACUGUAUGUGUCGCUGUUGACUGCGGACAUUUACCUGUUCCAAUGAAUGGUUCCUCUUCUGGAGACUCUACAAUUUUCCCCAAUUCCAUAAAAUUUAGUUGUGAUCCAGGCUUUAUUUUGAGUGGAUCCGCCUCAAGGAUGUGCCAGACUAAUGGAACAUGGGGCGGCUUCUCGACUGUUUGUAGCGCCGUGGAUUGCGGUCCGUUACCACCUUUGCAAUAUGGUAGUUACAGAGGGAAAAGCACAGUGUUCCCAAACGUUGUGAACGCAGUUUGUGAUGUGGGAUUCAUUCUCCGAGGAUCAUCACGUGUUAAGUGUCAAGCAAACGGAAGGUGGAGUUUGAAUGAUACUUUUUGUGACGCAAAGGACUGUGGAAAUGUACCAAGGCCGCUCAACGGAUCUGUGAUUGGUGACAAGACUACAUAUCUAAGUGAAGUGGAAUUUAAGUGUGACGCAGGAUUUUACCUCCAAGGAUCCGCCACCAGGCGUUGUGAAGCCAGUGGCCAGUGGAGUAGAGUGGAGGUCACAUGCCAAGCGGUUGAUUGUGGUCCUUUGGCUGCUCCUGAACAUGGCGUUGCCCAUGGUAACUCUACAGCAUAUCCCAAUACGAUCACCUUUAGUUGUAACACAGGAUUCUCCUUACACGGGGCAUCGUCUCGAACAUGCCAAGCAGACGGGACAUGGACGAGUGGAGAAACGCAUUGCCAAGGAGAAGAUUGUGGUAAACUGUUACCUCCUGAAAAUGGUUGGAUGUUUGGUUCUGACACAUCUCACCCCAGUGUGAUAGUGUUCAGUUGUGCACAUGGGUACAGUUUAGAAGGGUCCACUGAAAGAACUUGCUUGAGGAAUGGUUCAUGGAGUGGUCAACAACCAAAAUGCCUUUCUCACUGGUGUAACCAGGCUCCAGAUAUCCCUGCAUUUGCAUACCAGACAUGGAGAGCUGAGAGAGAUCGUUACGAAGACGGAGAACGUAUCUACUACAGCUGUAAAGCAGGCCUCAUGAUGAUCGGCACUCCGAUGAGAAAGUGUGUAAAGGGUCGCUGGACAAAAGCUAAUUUCCACUGCAGCGCGCCAAACUGUGAUGCUCCCCCAAUUCCAAAAUUUGCCUACCUUACUUGGGCUCGUGGUGCACGGAGUAAAUACCUCAACGGCGAGACUGUAUACUACAGUUGUCGAGUUGGUUAUGAGCUUGUGGGAAUUCCUUAUAUCGACUGUAAAGACAACGGCUGGACACAAAUCGACUUUACUUGCAAAGCUGUUGAUUGCGGUUUGUUAGGCAGCCCCUUGAACGGUGGCAUCACGAAGAAGACAGGAAACACUUUUGGAGCAGUAUACGUGUUCGAGUGUGAUGAAGACAAGGGCUACCUCAUGGCGGGGUCUAAAGAGAGACGAUGCCUAGCUAACGCCACAUGGAGCGGAGUACAACCAGUCUGCAAGUUGCGAAGUUGUGAUGCUCCAAGCCAGCCAUUGCACGGGAAGUUUAAGUCAGAGUCUCGACGCAAGUACUACUUUGAAAAUGUAGUGGGGUACCUGUGCAAUAAUGGAUACUCUCUUCGUGGUCAUGAAAGGACGAAAUGCUUGAUUCAUGGUAACUGGAGUCAUGCACCACCCACUUGUAAGGGAUGUUCCAAACCUCUUGGUUUAAAAAGUAGAAUGAUCUUCAGCCGCCAGCUGUCAGCGUCAUCUGAGCGAGAUUCGCGUCAUACUGCCCGACAUGGCCGUCUUGAUGGUAACAGCGCUUGGUGUUCUGCGAGAAGCAGCUUUGCUAAAUAUUUUCAGAUCGAUUUUGGCCGCACAGUUGAGGUGACGUCUGUUGCCACUCAAGGACAUCCGAGAGAAGACAAAUGGAUGCAGAGAUACGUACUGAGAUAUUCACUGGGGAAGAAUUGGUUCACUUACCAGGAAUCACGGCGUGAUAAAGUGUUUAAUGGAAACAAGGAUGGCAGCAGCAUUGUCAGACACUAUUUAAAGGAGCGGCUGGUGGCAAAAAAAUUGAGAAUACUACGCCACGAGAACUCGCGAGACUUUAUGGGGUCCACUGUGUGCUUGAGGGCCGAGGUGUAUGGAUGUUCCUUCGAAACAGACUGUCUUACCUUCGGUUCUGAAGUAUUUGCUCACUGGAAUUCCGUCAAGAAACAUACACGCUACAUUCAUGGCUACGUUACGAAGGUUCGCCAAACUAGUGUCGAUGUAUCUCCCUCGGGUAAACAUGGCGGAAACGCAAACAGUAUCUUUGAAUUACCGAGAGAAAAGGAAUUUUACGUUAUCAACGAUAGAAAAUCCAGUUCACAAGAGAUACGCAUUGGGUCGGAAGUCAUCGUAGCUUCCUCGGACAAGGUCGGCUUUUCCCAAGGCAUAGUGACGAAGAAAUAUUUUACCUGGUACGGAGUUGAAAUUGGCAACGGAAAGACGGUCUGGGGGACUGUGGACAAUAUCAGGCUUCUUAAAAGACCAAUUUACUGUGAAAAAGAAUAUAUAACGGCAUAAAAUGUUUCAUUUUUUUCAAGGAAUAAUUGACUGGACAUUUUGAAGCAACUCUGUGCAACUUUAAUUUGUUUACGAUUAAGAUAGUGGGUACCGUUCUUUUUUAGCCUUCGUAGAAUGUUUAAGAGUUAAAGAGACUGAAUCUUAAAAGAGUUCCACAACUCUCACUAGAGAGUCAAUUCUUAAUCUAAUUAUUUUGGGUUUUGGUAAUUGUUUUUCUUUUUACAACAGCAUAGAUUACUCACAAUACAUAAACUGUCGUACAAAACAUCACUAAAAAUGAGCUGCUUACAAUCUAUUUCAUACAAUUAUUACAAUACUAACACUACCUAUAACUUUGGAUUAAUUUUGAAUGCACGAAAGCGUCUAUGAAUUAACAUGGAGGGCCCAAUUAAGUAUCAUCAGUAGUCAGACAAUGAUCAAAAGAUCUUAACUUGCAGAUUUCCUAGAAAAGUCAAACAGGUUGUGUAUUUCUCAUCUUUAAUGCUUCGUGUUACGUUGAAAAAGACAGAUAAAAAAGGACAACUUCAUCGACUUCUAGCUAAUAUUUGAGAAAAUAAAUUGUAUUUUUGAGAAAAAA
Stylophora pistillata is the source of this 12900-nucleotide messenger RNA. Its product is annotated as sushi, von Willebrand factor type A, EGF and pentraxin domain-containing protein 1. The record is from RefSeq and is a predicted model, not a curated record. NCBI's taxonomy places the organism in Eukaryota, Metazoa, Cnidaria, Anthozoa, Scleractinia, Pocilloporidae.